This is a messenger RNA of Notothenia coriiceps (black rockcod), 4370 nucleotides long. RefSeq names its product mitogen-activated protein kinase kinase kinase 21 (gene map3k21). Lineage: Eukaryota; Metazoa; Chordata; Actinopteri; Perciformes; Nototheniidae. The coding region runs from base 891 to 4082 and encodes 1063 amino acids. The record is from RefSeq and is a predicted model, not a curated record. Gene Ontology annotation, biological process: protein phosphorylation. The transcript is spliced from 11 exons. Gene Ontology annotation, molecular function: JUN kinase kinase kinase activity; protein binding; ATP binding.
GGUCCGACUUCGUCUGGUGACAACUGCGGUGGGGGGGUUGUUUUGAUAAAAGUUGAUGGAUUUUCCUAAUCAAGUUUGUAUUACCACAUUCUUGCGUUGAAGUCCAGGAUGUUUUUGGUUCUUUCUAGGUGUUCAACCGUUGGUCUUUCUUCAAGUCGCCGAAGGACAAACAGACGAACGUUGGAAUAACCGAUCUUAAAACUUUUUUCAACUGCCUAACUAGUCAGUGGACUGACCUAUGCUAAGCUAACCCGCCAGCAAAAGCAGCUCAAAAACGUGGUAAAAGUCCUCAAACGAGCAACAUAACUUUAUAUUUCGGGAUUCGUUGACUAGAUGAGAUUUGCUGGUGACUUUGUGAGAGAAACCUGCCUCUCGGAGCCUCGCUUUCGCCGGUCUGAGUGGACGGUGCAGGUGCACCUCUUGCGGCACCUGCGGUAACGUUAGCUCCAUCGGUACUGAGCUAGCCUUAGCUUGUUAGCAUUCAGAAGAAGCAGAGACUAUGCUGUGGACCAGUUUAUCUCUCAUUGCAUAGAUUAUUUGAGAUUUAAGCCAUGAGGUGUUAGUUACAAACGUUAUACUGCUGUUCAACCCUUUAAGUAAUGAGAAUAGCUGAAACAUAUUUCGGCUAACCAGCAACCUCGCUAGCAAGUUAUUGACCCUCAUACUUUUUUUUUUUUUACCGGAGUGGCGACGUGGAUAAGGGUUGUGGACGCUCUCUCCCACAGGACUUUGGACACGGUUUGAUCCUCUCUGAAGGGAAUGCCCCUCUGUUCUCAUCAGCUAGUCUCAUAGAUGUGACAGCAUGAGGAUUUCAAAAAGUUACAUUUUACCGUUUUAAAGUUUUGCUCUAAAAGCUCUGCACCCUAUGGUGCCGCUACGGCCACCGAGAAAUGGAUGCCUCGCAGGCCGCUUUCCCAAACGGUGAAGGGCGGCCCGGCGGCGGUGAGACAGGGGAACAUGCCUGGACAGACUGCCCCACAGCCCGGGCGUGGGCUCACUCUGCUCCGCUGUGCCCGACCCGCUCCCUAUGGACGGCCGCGUAUGACUACGAGGCAAGCGGUGAGGACGAGCUCAGCCUCAGGCGAGGGGACGUGGUGGAGGUGCUGUCCAAAGACGCAGCGAUCUCCGGGGACGAGGGUUGGUGGACGGGUAAAAUCAACCACCGUGUUGGGAUUUUCCCCUCAAACUAUGUCACCUACCAGCCGGCUAUUUACCGUAUACCUACUACGAGUGGGUCUGUGGGGACACGAGAAGUCCCAAGCGCACCCAUCAAUAUCCCCUUCAGUGAACUGGUACUAGAGGAGAUCAUCGGCGUGGGUGGAUUUGGCAAAGUUUACCGGGGCACAUGGAAAGAUCAGGAGGUCGCAGUGAAAGCGGCUCGGCAAGACCCUGAUGAGGACAUAGCAGCCACCGCGGGCGGUGUUAAACAAGAAGGGAAACUUUUCUCCAUGCUGCAACACCCCAACAUUAUUAAACUGGAAGGAGUGUGUUUGGAGGAGCCUAACCUGUGCCUGGUCAUGGAGUAUGCCCGAGGCGGCACACUGAACCGGGCGUUGACCGGAAGGCGCAUCCCUCCACACAUCCUGGUUAACUGGGCCGUACAGAUUGCACGCGGGAUGCUCUACCUACACGAGGAGGCCGUGGUACCCAUCAUCCACCGUGACCUGAAGUCUUGCAACAUUUUAUUAUUUGAAACGAUUGAGAAUGACGACAUCGGGAGGAAGACCUUGAAGAUCACAGAUUUUGGCCUUGCCAGGGAGUGGCACAGAACCACAAAAAUGUCAGCUGCAGGCACGUACUCCUGGAUGGCCCCCGAGGUCAUCAAGUCAUCGCUCUUCUCCAAAGGCAGUGACGUCUGGAGCUAUGGAGUCUUGCUGUGGGAGCUGUUGACAGGGGAGGUGCCGUAUCGCGGGAUAGACGGCCUUGCUGUUGCCUACGGUGUGGCGGUCAAUAAAUUAACGCUACCAAUCCCCUCCACCUGCCCAGAACCCUUCGCCAAGCUAAUGGAAGAAUGCUGGGACCAAGACCCCCACGUGCGUCCCUCCUUCUCCUGCAUCCUGGAGCAGCUGUCGGCCAUCGAGGAGGCGGUGAUGGCCACCAUGCCGCAGGACUCCUUCCACAGCAUGCAGGACGACUGGCGGGUGGAGAUCCAGGAGAUGUUUGAUGAGCUCAGGACCAAAGAGAAGGAGCUACGUUCCAGAGAAGAGGAGCUAACGAGGGCCGCCCUCCAGCAGAAGUCUCAGGAGGAGCUGCUGAAGAGACGGGAGCAGCAGCUGGCGGAGCGGGAGAUCAACGUGCUGGAGAGAGAGCUCAACAUCCUCAUCUUCCAGCUCAACAAAGAUAAGCCCAACGUGAAGAAGAGGAAAGGCAAAUUCAAACGUUCCCGCCUCAAACUGAAGGAUGGAAACCGCAUCAGCCUGCCCUCAGACUUCCAGCAUAAGAUCACGGUGCAGGCGUCGCCCUCCAUGGACAAGAGGCGCAGCCUUCACAGCGCCAGCACCUCUCCCCCCAGCAGUCCCACCCUCAUCCCCCGCCUACGAGCCAUUCAGCUGACGUCCCACAUGCGAAAGGACAGUUUGUAUGUUUACCAACAGGAAGUUGAUCUGACCAGCGAGCUCACAACUUCCUGCGGGCUCAGGAGGAAAGUAACUCAAGAUGAGAGCAACCGUACAUGGGGCCGCAGCACCCCCUUCAGGCCGGAGGAGUUUGAGGAUGUGAGAAAGGGAAUCAAGAAGAAAGGAAGAACCUGGGGCCCCAGUUCAGUCCAGAGCAAAGAGAGGCCUGCUGCUGCUGAGAGAGUGCGCCCUCUGUCAGACGGCAGUAACCCCUGGUCCACCAGCCUGGUCAAAUCCCAGAAGUCUGUCCCCCUCGCCGCCCUGUUUACUGAACAAGCGGGCGGCGGUAAAGACGAGGCCUUCUCCCAGGAUUCUCCUGACAGCUCCAAGCCAAAGCAGCUCAAGUUCCCCAACCAGGUGUACAUUGAUCUACCUAUGUGGAGGGACGAGCAGCAGCCUCAGAGCCCCGCCGGGCAUUGUGGGUCGGGGGAUUCUGGGAUCGGCACAGCAGGUCAGGGCGGCGCCCCGGACACCCCGGACGACCCGUACACCACCACCUCCACCUCGUCCAGCUCCACCACCCCCCAGCUCACCCCCACCAACAGCCUGAAGCGGGCAUCGACGCGCCGUAAGACCGACUCGGCGCUUUACGGCUGCGGCGCGCUGCUGGCUUCAGUGGUGCUCGGUUAUGACAUCAGAGAAGCUCUCAAGAACUCGGCUCCCGUGGAGGACUGCGAGCCCCAGCGCGAGGAGAAAGAGAAGAAGAAGAAGGAGGGGCUUUUUCAGCGGGCCACGCGGUUCCGCCGCAGCACCUCGCCACCGAGCGGACGACCCCAGAAAAACGAGGCAUCGUCAAACCCCGCCGCCGCUCAGCCGGUCAAUCUCAUCUCCAUGUCGGCCAUUAUGGAAUGCAACUCCAACAAGUGUCCCGGCCAGCCACAGGAGGCGGCUGCGGUGAAGACCAGCCCGGGGAAGGUGGAGCCUGUGGCGGCCAAUCAUCACACAGAGACACCCGGGCCCAUCACAGCAGUUCCUACAGAAGGCCAGAAUGACAGGACUGCAGCUAACACACAGACACCAGUGCAAACCAAAAGCCAGCCGACAGAGCAGAGCAACAACAACAACACAGGGCCACGUCUGCGCAGGAAGAAAUACUCCACCAACCACAAUACCACUCUGCCUCCUCCUUCCACGCAGAAGAAGCAGCAGAAAGACAAGGAGGUUUCAGAGAAGCCCUCUAAAGGGGAGGCGUUCUCCAGACCCCGGCCGGUGUCCUUCAGGGCCAAACCCCAUGCCUGGGCCCUGCUGCGGGGGCGCAACAAGAGCUACUCCCUGGGCCACUACUCCGGGGAGAAGGCGGCUAAAAACAUAAGCGUGGUGCUGUCCUCCGACGUGGGGAUGGGCUGCUCGCUGCUGGACAUGGACACGGAGGGCCAGAAACGAGACUGCACGGUGCCGCUCUGCCGCAUCCAGAGCUCCCCGGGGCGGCCCUCCGUCUUCGAGCUGGAGAAAGAGUUCCUCUCGUAGGAGCUGGAUGAAAUGGUCUGCUGUGUUCAUCGCUCAUCCCGUACAAUCUAGAGAGGUUCAGAACGCUUAGACAGAUUUUUUGCCUAAAACUCCUGGAGGGUUUAGAACAUGGCUGCCUUUUAAUCUAUGUUUUAAAAAGGGUUCUAUCACUUAGAACCCCGCUGUGUCUUUGUUCUAGAGCAGAGGCUGUGUCCAAAAUGAUUCACUCGCUCACUAUAUGUUAUUAUUACAUUACACUUGUUAGACACUUUUAUCCAAAGUGACUUACAAACUCAAUACUGUGGACAA